AUGGAUUCUUGCAUCUCAGCAGUCCCCCAAAUCUCUAUUUCUCCCGCCCCCCCAUCCGGUCCAUUGUUCGAACCCUUUUCGCCUUUUGACUCCCAGCCCUCGUCUCCAGCUCUCUUCCAGGAUAGUUACAGGCCGGCUCUCCUCAGUCCCCCUCCUACUAUUUCCCCCCGCCUUGUCAGACAGUCCUCGCCUUUGCGACCGGUUGAUGUCAACGCGAAGGGCCUGGACUCGGACCGCUUCGAGGCGCUGUUGGCCUCCACGAGAGAGAGAAACGCUGCUUCGGGCGGCAAGAAAGCACUGGACCUCCGCAAGGAGAUUGCGUUGAAAGCGCACAAGAGCAAGCAAAUGGAGCGUCGUGCCCUCUUCUUGUCUAAGGUGCAGGCUCCCCCCUCACCGACUGCCACGUCUACUCCCAAGACUCCUCCGGAGUCGCCGGCCAUCUUCCACUACUCCUUGCCGUCCCCAGGUCUUGUUUCGCCUCUCGCGCUCUUCGAGGCCAUUGGGCAGCAGGAAAGCAUUACGGGCAACAUCUAUUCGACCAUCCAACCCUGGGUUGAACAAGUCGAUUUCAGGCUGCCAGCAGAAAAGAAGGCGUCCAGCGUGUCCAAGUCUCCUGCUCCCCAGAGUAACAGCAGAAGCCUUAAACCCUUGCCGUCUUUAGAUCAGAUCACUGCUCGUCUGGGCAACCAUGGCCACGUCAAAGAAGAUAAAGUACGCCACCGAUCCCCGAUCCCCCUCCCCGCCUUCCUGCGCUCUGGCUCGCCUCCUCGUAAGGCAAGCCCUGAGCCCACGCCCAUUCCUCAACCGCGUCUCGUGUUCCCUAUCGGCAACAGGCAAAAGGCCUUGGCUGCCGUCGCUCAGCCUGUGCCCGAGCCGCACAAACUCCAUGCACUGACACCUAGCCUUCCCCCGACCUCCCCGCGCUCACCCUUUGCGCCCAAGUUGCAGGUGACGACUACCGUUGUCCCUCGCAGCUGCUCGACCUCGCCUACGAACCUGACCGAAUCCAACCUUUCUGCGUUGAAUUCGCGUGCACGCACGGGCCGAGACAUGAUGUCAACGCUCCGCCGCCGCAUGGCCACGGAUGUGUCGGCGCAUGGCAUGACCGGGUACGACGAAGAAAUGGACGAGCGCAAGUUGAGGAGGAUUAGCGCUCCCGCUGAGCUCCCUUGCCGUGCUCGUCUCGGCUUUGAGCAUCCGGUACUCAGUAUUCCAGGCGGAUUCUAG
This is a messenger RNA of Heterobasidion irregulare TC 32-1, 1227 nucleotides long. RefSeq lists its product as uncharacterized. The transcript is spliced from 2 exons. The record is from RefSeq and is a predicted model, not a curated record. NCBI's taxonomy places the organism in Eukaryota, Fungi, Basidiomycota, Agaricomycetes, Russulales, Bondarzewiaceae. Bases 1 to 1227 code for a protein of 408 amino acids.